Messenger RNA from Psylliodes chrysocephalus, 718 nucleotides. NCBI's taxonomy places the organism in Eukaryota, Metazoa, Arthropoda, Insecta, Coleoptera, Chrysomelidae. The record is from the annotation of a GenBank genome assembly.
AGAAGAAGAAGUUAUUAAAAUUAUUGAAAAUGGCAUUAUUUUUAAAACGAUUUUGUUCGCAAUUUAAAAAUCUUCAACUAAAUACAUCAAAUACGUUACUAAGAAAUAUUCAAGCAAUAUCCUUAAUUCCUUCAAUUCAAAAUUACUCAAAUACACCCACCCCUUUCGAAGUAGUAGACACAGAAGAGGACAAUAAAGCAAAGAAUCAAAUUUUAAACAAAGUCAACAGUCUUGUAGCCGACAAAACUCAUGGAAGACUCUUUGCAGUUGUUCAUGUUACAGGAAAACAGUUCAAGAUAACUGACGGGGACGUAAUUGUAAUAGAAGGAUAUUGGCCACCAGAUGUAGGAGAUAAAAUAACACUAGACAAAGUUUUAAUGGCAGGAUCAGCAGAUUUUACUCUAAUAGGACGACCUAUUGUAGAAAAAGGUUUAGUUCGUGUUCAGGCGACAGUAAUUGAAAAAACUUUGUCUCACACUAAAACACAUUUUAGAAAAAAGAGAAGGAAACAGUAUAUGAGAAUUAAUUUCUACAGAGUUCCACAAACCUACUUAAGAAUUAAUGAAAUUAGUUUUCAAGACGAAAUUAAUAAUCCCAAAGAAGUUAGAGGCUUGGAAACAGCAAUAUUCUCUUAGGUAUAAAUUAAAUUGAAAUGUUUCUUGAUUAUAAAUAAAAAUUUGUACAUAUCGACUUAUUCAUUAGAACUACAUUUAACCCA